This is a messenger RNA of Prorocentrum cordatum, 2104 nucleotides long. The record is from the annotation of a GenBank genome assembly. Lineage: Eukaryota; Dinophyceae; Prorocentrales; Prorocentraceae.
AGGGGCCUCCCGCGCCCCCCGCGCUCCAGACGAUGCGCUCCGCGGCCGCCGCCGCCCUGCUCGCCGCGGCCGGCGCGCCCACGCGGCCGCGGUCACGGACCUCGCGGGCGGCGCGCCGUUCGAGCUCAACGGCGGGGAGGCGUCCGGCGUUGCGGUGUCGCGCUACACCGACGCGGUCGGAAUCGCGUGCUACCUGGGCCCGUGGCACGAGCUCUACGAGGGCUCUGGCUCGAGGGGCAGGUGCAACCUGGUGCAGGGCGGAGAGGUCGUGGGGGACACUCUCGUGCAGGAGUCCGACUGGACGCUGCACAGCGCGAUGGCGCGCCUCACGGAGGAGACGACCAUUUGGUGCUACGCGGACGGGGAGAACUCCUUCGAGCUGAAGUGCCGCAAGGUCAACCGCGACGGCACCACUCUGUCCGUAGAGGCGUCGGGGGAGCUGUCCGUCAAGGGCAACUCCGUCAACGUGCUGGGCUCGAGCGUGAUCUCGGCCACCCGCUUCUCGGACGCGUCGGCGGUGGUGUGCUCCGACAACCCCCAGGUGCAGGCGGCCAACCCCAGCACCCGGGGCCCGCUGCAGUGCGGGCUGCUGAUCAUCAAGGCCGCGGACGACGAGUGGUGCCCCUCAUGCCUCGACGCCAACAGCAACUCCGGCAUCAAGUCGCUGGACACUGGCAGCAUCGAGUCUCUGUCGGUCAUCAGCUUCUCCGAGAGCGUCGGCGCCGUGUGCUACACGAGCGGCGCCGAGGUCGCCUGCACCAUGCUAGCGCUGUCGGGCUCGGACGUGUCCGACAGCAGCCUGGACUUCGGCGUCACCCUGACUCUGAGCACCAGCGGCGCGAACGCGGCCGCCGCCGCUCUGUCGGCAGACGCAGGCUUCGUGUGCUACACCGAGGGCGAGUCGGCGCUGUGCCGCAAGCUGAGCUUCGAUGGCUCUGCGCUCAGCAAGGGUGAGCCGGUCGAAGUCUCUCAGGGGGCUCUCUCGCAGAUGGCCCUGGCGGCUUUCUCCGAGGAGACCGUUGUCGCCUGCCUACAGAGCGCUGCCGACAGCGGCGUUCAGUGCUACGCGCUGGAUGCCGAGACGUCUGCGCCGGGUGCCGCCUUGUCGAUCGACGACGCUGCUGCAGGGCAGCAGCUCGCCCUCGUGAGCCUCACGGACACCGCUGGCCUCCUCUGCUACGAGACCUCGUCCAGCCAGGGCGUCUGCAGAGACCUGUCGCUGGCGCCAGGAACCGCCACCUCGGUGACGACGACCCCGCACACGACGACCGCCACGGAGACGACUGCCACGACAGCGACCGCCACGACCGCGUCCACCGAGACGGUGACGGCGUCGUCGACGUCCUUCGCGACCACGACGCUCUCGGCCACGACGGCCACUGGCACGAGCAGCGCCACGGGCACCGCCACCUCCGGCACCGGCCCCGAGGUGAGCACCGCCCCGGCCAGCACCACCGCGGCGGAGAGCGGCGCCACCGCGCCCACGCCGACCGGCGCAGACGCGGCGACCACCAGCGCGCGGGGCAGUGCCACGGAGCCGGCGGGCACGUCGGCGGAGGCCUCCGUGGUGGACAGCGGGGCCCCCGGGGCAGCAGGCCUCGGGCGGGCCGCGGCGGGCGCGCUCGCGGCCGCGGCGCUCUGGUGCUGGUGAGAGGGCCGGCGGCGCGCGAGGGGCCGCUGGGAGGGGGCGACGGGGAGGUUCUCUUCUUCGACGGCAGCGGCCCAGGCGUCCUGGGCGCGCGCGCACGCGCGCACCAGCCGCGCGGCGCGAGGCUCGCGGGGCUCGCGGCUCGGGCCGGGGGCAAGGACCCCUCGGGCGGGCUGCGCGAGGUCGCGCACGGCAGCCGCGUCCCGCGCUCGCGCGGCAUCCCCGUGAGAGCACGGCGGUGUGGAGAGGGAUUCGGAGGGGCGCCCCCAAAUGAUUCGGUCUGGCCGAUCCUCGCAGUCCGCGGUCUCGUUCUCCCAGCCCCGUGCCCGUCCCGCAGGCGCGGCACAAGUCCGCAGGACGCCAAAGCGCGUGGCGUGGAAGCUCGCCGAAAUGCCGAGCUCAGAGUUUCGCGAAAACGUCACCUGCGGGGCCCCGUCUUCCUCCUGAGUGCGUCAG